AUGAAGAACACAUGGUGGCUUUGUGUUUUUGGAGUUCUCAUUGCAGCUUUACUCCCUGUUAGCUGGCAAAUGGUUUUGAAAGAUUCAACCAAUGAAUCUAGGUGGCAAUCUUAUGAAACAGAAAGUGCACAUACCUUUACUUCCAAUGUCAAGCGUCAUUCUGAAGGCACCUUUACCAGUGAUUUUACCAGGUAUUUGGACAAGAUGAAGGCCAAGGAUUUUGUGCACUGGCUCAUCAAUACCAAACGUUACAGCUCCACAAAGAGGUUUGUUAAAGAAAAGCCAAGCAUUAUGAGUUACCCACCUGGCUUCUUCUAG
Messenger RNA from Hemicordylus capensis (graceful crag lizard), 318 nucleotides. RefSeq names its product exendin-3-like. Gene Ontology annotation, cellular component: extracellular region. NCBI's taxonomy places the organism in Eukaryota, Metazoa, Chordata, Lepidosauria, Squamata, Cordylidae. Gene Ontology annotation, biological process: negative regulation of apoptotic process; positive regulation of insulin secretion involved in cellular response to glucose stimulus; adenylate cyclase-modulating G protein-coupled receptor signaling pathway. Bases 1 to 318 code for a protein of 105 amino acids. The record is from RefSeq and is a predicted model, not a curated record. The transcript has 3 exons. Gene Ontology annotation, molecular function: hormone activity; glucagon receptor binding.